GUCUCGCGAGAGUUCACAGGACACCGAGGUCAUUUCCUCAAAAUGUAAACAGAAGUGACAUGCAGGCGAUAUGAACAGAUAAAUAUCUCAAAGCACGUAAACAGGCAUUUGGCUGUGUGUGUGGUGAUGGGUUCCGAUCCGUGCCUGAUGAAAUGGAGAUUAAAGGGAACGACGAGGUGGAGAAAAUAAAGUCUAAGUUCAUUUCGGCAUGGAAUAAUGUCAAAUACAGUUGGAUGCUGAAAACGAAGACUUCCUUUAGUCGCAAUUCUGCAGUCUUCCUGCUGGGGAAAUGUUAUCACUUCAAGGCAGAUGAUGAAGACAGUCCUACAGAAAGCUGCAGCACAGACGUAUUUGAUGACGAACCUGUCAUGGGCAAUGUGGAUGGAUUUCGGAGGGAUUUUGCUUCACGGAUCUGGCUCACUUAUCGGGAUGAUUUCGCCACGCUGCCGGAAUCGAACAUCACUACAGACUGUGGCUGGGGCUGCACUCUCAGAGCUGGGCAGAUGAUGCUGGCCCAGGCACUUUUACUGCAUUUCUUGGGUAGAGACUGGACCUGGCCUGAUGCACUGACCUUGGAGCCUCUGGACACUGAGACAUGGACGAGCAGCACAGCACGAAAACUUGUCGCCUCAAUAGAAGCUUCAUUCCAGGGAGACCGGCUGAGAGUCCCAGAACCUUCAUGCCAGCCCCAGUGUGGGGCAGAAGAAGCCGACGCCCACCUGAAAGAGGUGUACCACCGCACUAUCGUGUCCUGGUUUGGAGACAGUCUGUCUGCCCAGCUCGGGGUCCACCGGCUGGUUCGUCUGGGUAUGACCUCAGGGAAAAGAGCAGGAGAUUGGUAUGGCCCUGGAGUAGUGGCACACAUACUCAGGAAAGCUGUGGAAAUUGCUACAGAUCCAGAACUGCGAGGUGUGACUGUUUAUGUGGCGCAGGACUGCACAGUGUACAACGCUGAUGUUAUCGAGAGUCACUCAGCGCAGGUGGACACACACGCAGCCCCUGAGGGAGCGCUCACUGACAACAGAGCCGUCAUCAUUCUCAUCCCUGUCAGACUGGGGGGAGAGAAGAUUAACCCUGAAUACUUCAGUUUUGUCAAGGCUAUCCUGAGCUUGGAGUACUGUAUCGGGAUCAUUGGAGGGAAACCCAAACAGGCCUACUACUUCGUUGGAUUUCAAGAUGACAGCAUGAUUUACAUGGACCCUCAUUACUGUCAGUCUUUUGUGGAUGUCAGCACAAGCAAUUUUCCUCUGCAGUCAUAUCAUUGCCCAUCACCAAAGAAGAUGCCUUUCAUUAAAAUGGACCCAAGCUGCACUAUUGGGUUCUACUCCAAAAGUGUUCAGGAUUAUGAAAGAAUUAGCAGCGAGCUGGCAAAGGGUCCGGGGUUCGAGUCCCACUGGGGCCAUGUGUGUGCGGAGUUUGCAUGUUCUCCCCGUGCUGCGGGGGUUUCCUCCGGGUGCUCCGGUUUCCUCCCCGGUCCAAAGACAUGCUUGGUGCUGCAGCCGUCAUCGAAAGAGAAGUACCCGGCGUUUACCUUUAUGAAAGGACACGGGAGAGAUUACGAACUGUCUGUUCCUUUGGAGAAGAGAGAGUGGCCCUUCAUCAAAGACACACGCAUUCCCGGGGCCACGGCAGGGGACUUUGUGCUGCUGUAAACGAGGGCUUGGAAUUCCAGAGUGUUGUUAUGUGUGUGAUUUGUCGACAUUAUUCUGGUUUAAAUGGUUGCACCACACCAAGCAUGAGGUGUUUUACUGGAUGCACCGAUUGCAUUGGGAUACAACAAAGUAGUCCUGAAUCUGGGGUUUGUCUGUUUGGAUAUGCAGAAAGCAAAACCAUCCAUCCAUCAACAACUCUCUAUAUCCAACACCUCAACUUAACACUGUAAAUAAACUCAACACAUCUCUCAUA
Messenger RNA from Ictalurus punctatus (channel catfish), 1905 nucleotides. It is a transcript of the gene atg4c, whose product is annotated as autophagy related 4C, cysteine peptidase. Gene Ontology annotation, molecular function: protein-phosphatidylethanolamide deconjugating activity. Bases 153 to 1652 code for a protein of 499 amino acids. Lineage: Eukaryota; Metazoa; Chordata; Actinopteri; Siluriformes; Ictaluridae. The record is from RefSeq and is a predicted model, not a curated record. The transcript is spliced from 12 exons.